AUGGCUUUAGCCAUUUCAUCCACUUCAUUAUCAAGUUUUCCAAACAGAGAAAUAUGUCAAAAGGUUUUAUAUCAAGGAACUACAACAAGUUCAUGGUUAAGUAGAAGAAGAACACUUACGAUUAGAAAUGCGAAAAAAGGUGUUUCCGAUUUGUGUGUACCACUUCCUCCAGAUAGGCCAUUGUGGUUUCCUGGUAGUUCACCUCCUGAAUGGCUUGAUGGCAGUCUUCCUGGUGAUUUUGGUUUUGACCCUCUUGGAUUAGGCUCUGAUCCAGAGUUAUUAAAAUGGUUUGCACAAGCAGAACUAGUACAUGGAAGAUGGGCAAUGUUAGGAGUAUCAGGAAUCCUAAUCCCCGAGAUACUCGAAGGAAUGGGCUACGUAAAAAACUUCUCAUGGUACAAUGCAGGUGGACUUUGGUUCGAUCCUAUGCAGUGGGGAAGAGGGUCACCUGAGCCUGUUAUGGUUUUGAGGACUAAAGAGAUUAAGAAUGGAAGACUUGCUAUGCUUGCUUUUGUUGGGUUUUGUUUUCAAGCUGUUUAUGUUGGAGAUAGUCCUAUUCAGAAUUUGAUGGCUCAUCUUGCUGAUCCCGGUCACUGCAACAUUUUCUCGGCUUUCACUUCAAGGUAG
Vicia faba (fava bean) is the source of this 627-nucleotide messenger RNA. The record is from the annotation of a GenBank genome assembly. Lineage: Eukaryota; Viridiplantae; Streptophyta; Magnoliopsida; Fabales; Fabaceae.